GUUACUGUGAUGUGAUGUCGCUUGUGCGCAUGCGUGAACGAAAAACGUUUCGAAGCAAACAGAGAGCUCACGCGUGAAAGCCAUGGAUUCUCAGAAAGACAUUCAGCCCCCCAAACAACAGCCAAUGAUCUACAUUUGUGGAGAGUGUCACACAGAAAACGAGAUCAAGGCCAGAGACCCCAUCAGAUGCAGAGAGUGUGGUUACAGGAUCAUGUACAAAAAGAGGACCAAAAGAUUGGUCGUGUUUGAUGCCAGAUGAGAUCCUGCUGUUUUUUCUGUUAUAGUUAUCUUUUUUAUGUCUUUGAAUAUGUAAAUACAUGUGUACAAUUUGAUUAGGCAGUAAAGGGUCAAAACUGAGUAAAAUGCAGUUUUCAAAGUUUGUGA
This is a messenger RNA of Danio rerio (zebrafish), 384 nucleotides long. It is a transcript of the gene polr2k, whose product is annotated as RNA polymerase II, I and III subunit K. NCBI's taxonomy places the organism in Eukaryota, Metazoa, Chordata, Actinopteri, Cypriniformes, Danionidae. Gene Ontology annotation, molecular function: DNA binding; zinc ion binding; DNA-directed RNA polymerase activity. The record is from RefSeq and is marked validated. Gene Ontology annotation, biological process: DNA-templated transcription. Gene Ontology annotation, cellular component: nucleoplasm; nucleolus.